Molecule: messenger RNA, 3025 nt
Organism: Rhineura floridana
Lineage: Eukaryota; Metazoa; Chordata; Lepidosauria; Squamata; Rhineuridae
Product: zinc finger protein 91-like
Exons: 2
Coding region: 216-2876 (886 amino acids)
Biological process (GO): regulation of transcription by RNA polymerase II
Cellular component (GO): nucleus
Molecular function (GO): DNA-binding transcription activator activity, RNA polymerase II-specific; RNA polymerase II cis-regulatory region sequence-specific DNA binding
Source: RefSeq, a predicted model, not a curated record
CUGCCAGGCAAAGGCCUUGAAGAAGACAGCGCAAAAUUAACACAGUAGUCUGUUAGUAUUCCUGGCGUGGUCUCCAUAGAUUACAGGAGGGAUGCUCAUGCUCUGGAGACCUGCUUGUAGUGGCAGUGCGGGAAACCUUUUUUGCCAAAACGAGACGGGUCAAGACUGAGGGAGAACCAGAAAAGGAAAGCUGAGGAGCAGAUGCAGGAACAGAAAUGAGGAGACAAGAUCUUACUUCACAUCAAAGAGUGCAUACAGGAGGGAAACCAUAUAAAUGCUUAGAGUGUGAUAAGAGCUUCAGUUUGAGUAGCAGCCUUAAUUCGCAUCACAGGACUCACACAGGAGACAAACCUUAUAAAUGCUUGGAGUGUGGAAAGAGCUUCAUUCAGAGUAGCAGCCUUGCCUCGCAUCACAGAACUCACACAGGAGACAAACCUUAUAAAUGCUUGGAGUGUGGAAAGAGCUUCAGUGAGAGAAGAAACCUUAAUUCGCAUCACAGAACUCACACAGGAGACAAACCUUAUAAAUGCCUGGAGUGUGGAAAGAGCUUCAGUGAGAGUAGCCACCUUACUUCGCAUCACAGAACUCACACAGGGGACAAACAUUAUAAAUGCUUGGAGUGUGGAAAGAGCUUCAGUGAGAGUAGCAACCUUGCCUCGCAUCACAGAACUCACACAGGAGACAAACCUUAUAAAUGCAUGGAGUGUGGAAAGAGCUUCAGUCGGAGUAGCAGCCUUGCCUCGCAUCACAGAACUCACACAGGAGACAAACCUUAUAAAUGCUUGGAGUGUGGAAAGAGCUUCAGUCGGAGUAGCAGCCUUGCCUCGCAUCACAGAACUCACACAGGAGACAAACCUUAUAAAUGCUUGGAGUGUGGAAAGAGCUUCAGUUUGAGUAGCAGCCUUGCCUCGCAUUACAGAACUCACACAGGAGACAAACCUUAUAAAUGCUUGGAGUGUGGAAAGAGCUUCAUUCAGAGUAGCAGCCUUGCCUCGCAUCACAGAACUCACACAGGAGACAAACCUUAUAGAUGCCUGGAGUGUGGAAAGAGCUUCAGUUUGAGUAGCAGCCUUAAUUCGCAUCACAGGACUCACACAGGAGACAAACCUUAUAAAUGCUUGGAGUGUGGAAAGAGCUUCAGUGAGAGUUGCAGCCUUGCCUCGCAUCACAGAACUCACACAGGAGACAAACCUUAUAAAUGCUUGGAGUGUGGAAAGAGCUUCAGUCGGAGUAGCAACCUUGCCUCGCAUCACAGAACUCACACAGGAGACAAACCUUAUAAAUGCUUGGAGUGUGGAAAGAGCUUCAGUCAGAGUAGCAGCCUUGCCUCGCAUCACAGAACUCACACAGGAGACAAACCUUAUAAAUGCUUGGAGUGUGGAAAGAGCUUCAGUUUGAGUAGCAGCCUUGCCUCGCAUUACAGAACUCACACAGGAGACAAACCUUAUCAAUGCUUGGAGUGUGGAAAGAGCUUCAUUCAGAGUAGCAGCCUUGCCUCGCAUCACAGAACUCACACAGGAGACAAACCUUAUAUAUGCUUGGAGUGUGGAAAGAGCUUCAGUGAGAGUAGCAACCUUAAUUCGCAUCACAGAACUCACACAGGAGACAAACCUUAUAAAUGCUUGGAGUGUGGAAAGAGCUUCAGUGAGAGAAGAAACCUUAAUUCGCAUCACAGAACUCACACAGGAGACAAACCUUAUAAAUGCCUGGAGUGUGGAAAGAGCUUCAGUUUGAGUAGCAGCCUUGCCUCGCAUCACAGAACUCACACAGGAGACAAACCUUAUAAAUGCUUGGAGUGUGGAAAGAGCUUCAGUCGGAGUAGCAACCUUGCCUCGCAUCACAGAACUCACACAGGAGACAAACCUUAUAAAUGCUUGGAGUGUGGAAAGAGCUUCAGUCAGAGUAGCAGCCUUGCCUCGCAUCACAGAACUCACACAGGAGACAAACCUUAUAAAUGCUUGGAGUGUGGAAAGAGCUUCAGUGAGAGUAGCAGCCUUGCCUCGCAUUACAGAACUCACACAGGAGACAAACCUUAUAAAUGCUUGGAGUGUGGAAAGAGCUUCAUUCAGAGUAGCAGCCUUGCCUCGCAUCACAGAACUCACACAGGAGACAAACCUUAUAAAUGCUUGGAGUGUGGAAAGAGCUUCAGUGAGAGUAGCAACCUUAAUUCGCAUCACACAACUCACACAGGAGACAAACCUUAUAAAUGCUUGGAGUGUGGAAAGAGCUUCAGUGAGAGAAGAAACCUUAAUUCACAUCACAGAACUCACACAGGAGACAAACCUUAUAAAUGCCUGGAGUGUGGAAAGAGCUUCAGUUUGAGUAGCAGCCUUGCCUCGCAUCACAGAACUCACACAGGAGACAAACCUUAUAAAUGCCUGGAGUGUGGAAAGAGCUUCAGUUUGAGUAGCAGCCUUGCCUCGCAUCACAGAACUCACACAGGAGACAAACCUUAUAAAUGCUUGGAGUGUGGAAAGAGCUUCAGUUUGAGUAGCAGCCUUGCCUCGCAUCACAGAACUCACACAGGAGACAAACCUUAUAAAUGCUUGGAGUGUGGAAAGAGCUUCAGUGAGAGUAGCAACCUUAAUUCGCAUCACAGAACUCACACACGAGACAAACCUUAUAAAUGCUUGGAGUGUGGAAAGAACUUCAGUGAGAGUAGCAACCUUAAUUCGCAUCACAAAUCUCAUACAGGAGACAAACCUUAUAAAUGCCUAGAGUGUGGAAAGAGCUUCAGUGAGAGUAGCAACCUUAAUUCGCAUCACAGAACUCACACAGGAGACAAACCUUAUAAAUGCUUGGAGUGUGGAAAGAGCUUCAGUCAGAGUAGCAGCCUUGCCUCGCAUAACAGAAUUCACAUGGGACAAACCUUAUAAAUGCUUGGAGCAGUGAUUUUCAACCUUUUUGAUCUCACAGCACACUGACAAGGCGCUAAAAUUGUCAAGGCUCACCAUCAGUUUUUUAAGAUUGUGUUUAAAGUUCAAUAACUUUAGUGUUGAUUACACCAUUUUUAAAUUGGUUUUAG